Cololabis saira (Pacific saury) is the source of this 1446-nucleotide messenger RNA. RefSeq lists its product as uncharacterized. Lineage: Eukaryota; Metazoa; Chordata; Actinopteri; Beloniformes; Belonidae. Gene Ontology annotation, molecular function: lipid binding. The transcript has 5 exons. Gene Ontology annotation, cellular component: membrane; extracellular region. Bases 1 to 1446 code for a protein of 481 amino acids. Gene Ontology annotation, biological process: lipoprotein metabolic process; lipid transport. The record is from RefSeq and is a predicted model, not a curated record.
AUGGAGAUUUCAGUCACCCUGUGGGGUCCACUCAGGAAGAGAUUCUGCAAGGCCCUGAGCAAAUACAUCAAAGAUACCUUCGACAGCAUUGACAGAGUGAGAGAUUUCUGUGGGAAUUUCCCCAAAUGGAUGGAUAGAAGGCAAAAGGAAUUGAAAAAGAUCAAGAAACUUCAGUUGAAUACAGAUAGCAGAAGUACAGAAGUGUCAGAUGUCUUUAAAAACAUCCUGAUAGGCCUAAGGGAGCUGGACCGCUUCCUGGAUGCAUUGGAGAAGCUGGCUGUCACCUCUGAGCAUGUAUUCACAGCGAAUCAGGUCUUAAACCUGCCUGAUGACAUCAACGCUCAUGUUCAGACAGUCAUCAUCGCUGCACGGCACAUUUGCCCUCUGCUCCUGGAGUUUAAAAGAGAUGCAAAUGUAUUCUUCCUUCCCAAACUUCAGAACGCAGACAUCAUGGUGUAUCAGCUGCAAAGAUACAUACAGGUCUCCAAGAACAUCUGCAAGAGGCUGGAAAAAAGCUGCAUCAGUGAUUUGAGCCCUAUGGUGAAGAAAGAGGUUCCGGUCUACCUAGAUGUGGGUUUGCCAUUUAAUGAUAUACAAAAGAUGCUUCGCCAUGUUGACCAGCUUGAAGAAAUCAGGAACAACCAAGACUUCCGAAUGCUGUUUUUGUUCCAGGAUGUGUCCUGUUCUCACUUCAUCAGUGAGUUCAGAAAGCGUCAGCCCACGAUGCUACGGUUUCUGACCGAGCUGGAGAGGUGUGCUGUUCAGCUAGACCGGAUGAAUAAAGGGGCAAAGUUCUCCAGUGUAAUAGGGAGUUCAGUGGGAGCAGCAGGAGGUGUGCUGUCUAUUGCUGGUUUGGCGUUAAUGCCGAGUCUGACAACAGCGAUGGGAAUCACCUGUGCCAUCAACAGCGCUGUCACUACAUUCACAGAGAUUGGGGUCAAAAAUAAAUAUCAAAAUAAUGCAAAUGAAGUUUUUAACAGUUUCAUGAGUGAAGUAGAGAGUCUCCAGAAGUGUCUCGGCCAGGUGAUCAGUCAACCAGCUACUAAAAUCAAAAAUACACAUGCCAUGGCUGUGGCAUACGGUCUUAAAGAUGUUGGGUCAGUUGGAUAUGGCAUUCAUUCACUUAGCAAAGAUGCUUUUGAUGGCAAGUUGAUAGCAAACAAGGGUGCAAUUGUACAUGGUGGUAAAGCUGUGGUGAAGCCUGGUAAGGGAGCACUGAAAAGAGCCCUCACCAUGUUUAACAGCCAGCCAGCCAGGAAUGCACUUAACCACAUCUCCCUUUGCAUGAGUAUUUACUCCAUCUGUAAAGACAGCAUCAUUCUGGCAAAAGGCAGCGAGACGGACGUAUCGCAGUUUAUCAGAGCCAGAGCUGCUCUGUGGAAAUCAGAGGUGGACUCAUGGAAGAAGAUGCAUGACUCGCUACACCGCAGCCAGAGUAGUUUUUGA